Molecule: messenger RNA, 249 nt
Organism: Eimeria tenella
Lineage: Eukaryota; Apicomplexa; Conoidasida; Eucoccidiorida; Eimeriidae
Exons: 3
Source: RefSeq, a predicted model, not a curated record
AUGGCCGCCCGCAAGUUGGGGCUGACGGCCAGACAGCCGGAAACUGAAAAGGCCCCUGAGGGCCUCAAGGAGUGGCUUUCUGGCCAGGGUUUGGCGAAGUUUGGUUUGAUGAAGUCUUCUGGAGGCGGAGCUGGCUGGGGCGCAGGAGUUGGCCUUGGGGGGACUUCAGGUGACCUUGCGGGUUUAGCUGCUGCGCUUUCCAAAGCUACAGAAAAAGCAGCAGCGGCUGCAGCUGCUUCUUCAGAAGCC